This is a messenger RNA of Ophidiomyces ophidiicola, 1320 nucleotides long. RefSeq lists its product as uncharacterized. The transcript has 2 exons. Gene Ontology annotation, molecular function: FAD binding; monooxygenase activity. The record is from RefSeq and is a predicted model, not a curated record. The coding region runs from base 1 to 1320 and encodes 439 amino acids. Lineage: Eukaryota; Fungi; Ascomycota; Eurotiomycetes; Onygenales; Onygenaceae.
AUGCCGCCUGCCUCUAAUAUUCUCAUACUAGGCGGCGGUAUUGCAGGCAUUGCCGCCGCCCUGGCACUAUCCAAAGAGCUAUCUCCUCUUGAUCCAAACAUAAAUAUCCGGCUAUUUGAACUCCGCGAUAUCCCCUCAACGAGUGGUGGGGCAAUUAAUCUUACUCCAGUGGCUCAGAGACACCUGGCCCAACUUGGGAUUCUCGAGGAGCUUGACAAGAUGGGCCCCGAUGGAGGUGUCGAUGUGGAUGGCAUAGAGUACUAUUCCAUUCACACUGGUCGAAAAAUGGGCUUUAUCGACUUCGCUGGCAAGAAAGGCCAGGGAUACGGCGGAUACAAAGGCAGACGAGUGAUGCGUAUAAACCUUCAUCUCGCUAUGUUAGCCGCCGCAGAAAGAAUUGGAAACAUUUCCAUCGAAUUCGGCAAGAAGGUCAUCGGAGGCAUGGAAACACAGAAGUCUGUCACCAUCCACUUCGCCGAUGGAUCUAGCGCGACCGGCGAUAUAGCCAUUGGCUGCGAUGGGGUCCAUUCCAAUACGCGCACUAAGAUAGUUGAUCCUGAGAGACCUUCCGAAUAUACCGGCAUCUCAUUUAUCCAAACCACUAUUAAGACAGACCAGAUAGACUCUCCUAUCCAUUUUGAGGCUACUGCAAUGAAUCGAUCACGGCGAGGUGCUCUAUUGACAACAUUCUGCGAUUUAGAAAGAACUGAGAUAUUUACCGCUGGUUUGGUACAGAUCGACUCAUCGCUGCUAUCCAACGAUGCCUGGAAACAAGAAGGCGCUGGUAGUUACAGGCCGCGGUGGACCCCUUUAAAGGCACUUCGAGACGAUAUUCGUGAACGAUUUGGAGAAUCAGUGAUUCCUUGCAUACGGGAGAUUGUUGACAAGGCUGAGGGCUGGUCGAUAUACCCAGUUUACCAGCUUGCGCCUGGAGGAAAGUGGUUUACAGAGAGGAUCAUAUUAUUAGGGGAUGCUGCCCAUGCUAUGCCUCCAAGAGACGAAUCCGCCGCAUAUGCCCUCGAUGAUGCGAUCUUGCUAGCACGAGUCCUUGCUAUCUAUUAUGAACACCCGCUCCCCGACGCAUUCCUCACAUAUGAUGAACUUCGCCGAAAGCCCAUCAAUGACGCCUACAGGGAUUCUAAUGCCGGAUGGGCGAAUAAUAGAGAUCACGGCAAGUGGGCUUGCAGGCUUGAAGAGUGGCUCACGCCGUGGCACCUUCGGCGAAAGAAGCGGGCUCGGGUCGGUGCCUGGGUCUUUGAUGCACAAUCCGUACCGAUUCCUUCGCCGAGGGUUUGGAAAGAUGAAGAUUCAUGGUCGUGA